CAAUUGGGUUGAAUGAAUAUCGAUCGCCAAACGACGCCGGACCGCGUAGCCCUUUGACGACGAACGAGAUUAAAUCAAAGUUUCCGCCGCCGUCCAUACCUGAUUUACAGGCUCACCUCGAUCGAACGAAAUCACCCGCAAUACACGGCAAGACGGAGAGUCGGCUGAGGCGGCCAGCCCAGAACAUACUUCACGAUGUCGCAAACCAUUGGCCUGACUCGCCUUUCCUACUCUCGGGUAUGGCACCACGUCUCCGCCUCAGCCCCCCACGAGACCCUUUCGACCCAGCCGGGCGUCACGCCCCCGUCCCUCGGCCGCCUCGCCUCGCGCAUCGCUGUGCUGCUGAUGGGGAAGCACAAGCCGACCUGGGACCCCUCCACGGACUGCGGCGACUACGUCGUCGUAACGGACUGCGCGGCGCUGCACGUCACGGGCCGCAAGAAGUGGCAGAAGACGUACUACCGACACAACACCCGGCCCGGCUCCCUGCAGGCCGUCACCAUGGACGUGCUGAUGGCGAAGCACGGCGGCGCUGAGGUGCUGCGCAAGGCCGUCAGCGGCAUGCUUCCCAAGAACAGGUUGCGCGCUCCUAGGCUGGCGAGGCUGAAGGCGUUUGAGGGUGAGGCCCACCCGUACAAGAAGAACGUCAUCCGGUUCGGCGACGUUCCCGUCGGGCAGCACGGGUGGGAGGAGCAGGUCAAGGCGAUCCGGGAGGCGGAUUCGGAGAGGAUAUGAG
This is a messenger RNA of Colletotrichum destructivum, 736 nucleotides long. Its product is annotated as Putative large ribosomal subunit protein uL13. The transcript has 2 exons. Gene Ontology annotation, cellular component: ribosome; mitochondrial large ribosomal subunit. Lineage: Eukaryota; Fungi; Ascomycota; Sordariomycetes; Glomerellales; Glomerellaceae. Bases 196 to 735 code for a protein of 179 amino acids. The record is from RefSeq and is a predicted model, not a curated record. Gene Ontology annotation, molecular function: structural constituent of ribosome; mRNA binding. Gene Ontology annotation, biological process: translation; negative regulation of translation.